Molecule: messenger RNA, 1302 nt
Organism: Micropterus dolomieu (smallmouth bass)
Lineage: Eukaryota; Metazoa; Chordata; Actinopteri; Centrarchiformes; Centrarchidae
Product: glycogenin-1-like
Exons: 9
Coding region: 1-1302 (433 amino acids)
Cellular component (GO): cytoplasm
Molecular function (GO): glycosyltransferase activity
Source: RefSeq, a predicted model, not a curated record
AUGACACUAAUCCUGACAUCUGACCAUUCCAUAGCUGCUGAGGCCUUUGUCACUCUGGCCACCACAGACCCAUACUGCAUGGGAGCUAUAGUAGUGGCUAGAAGUUUACGGCGUCACGGGACAACACGCAACAUUGUUGUCAUGGUCACACCAAACGUCUCAGAACAGUCAAGGCUUUCUCUUAAAAAUGUGUUUGAUGAGGUCAUCAUGGUGGAUGUGAUGGACAGUGAGGACCCUCUCCAUCUGGCCUUGCUCAGACGUCCUGAGCUCGGCAUCACCUUCACCAAGAUCCACUGCUGGACUCUGACCCAGUACAGCAAAUGUGUCUUCCUGGAUGCUGACACACUUGUUCUGUGUAACGUGGACGAGCUGUUUGAGAGAGACGAGCUGUCGGCAGCUCCUGAUCCCGGCUGGCCCGACUGCUUCAACUCUGGAGUGUUUGUCUUUAUACCAUCCCUCCACACCCACACCCGCCUUCUGAAUCACACCCUGCUGCAUGGCAGCUUUGACGGAGGGGACCAGGGCCUGUUGAACUCUUUCUUCAGUAGCUGGCCAGUGGAAGACAUCAGUAAACACCUGCCAUUUGUCUACAACCUCAGUGCCAGCUCCUUCUACACCUACCUCCCUGCUUUGCAACAGUUUGGCCACAAUGCAAAGAUUGUCCAUUUCUUAGGAGUACUGAAACCCUGGAGCUCACGCAACCAGAGAGACGACAGCCACUCCCACACCAUGGAACAGUUUGUUUCUCUGUGGUGGACGGAAUACCUCAGUUUCCCAACUAUGUCUCUACCGGGGCCACAGUCCAGUCAAGACUGUGAGAAACCAAAACCGAUCCAAGAACAAGAUGUCAAGAAGACAUUUAGAGAAACCUUGGACAACUCUGAUACACUGCUCGCACAUUUUUCACUCCGUUCUAAGAUGCUUCAUUCACCUUCUGAACCAAAGACGUGUUCCCACACAGAUAACACACUGUUGGAGGAAGAUUCAGGAACACCUAAGAGGACAGCAACCCAGGAUGACCCACCUUUUGGAGCAGAGGAGUUGAAGGGCCGCGAUGGGACCUCAGACACUGGUACACAUCCUGAGCCAGAUGAACUGAUGGCAGCAUCAUAUCAGAUGAGAAGCACCAGAUUCCAGCUCUACAGAUGUCCCAGCUUCCAAGGGCUGCAGACACUGAGGCAGAGAGGCUGGAGCAUCGCAGGCUGUGGGAGGCCGGGCAGGCUGACUACCUGGGAAGAGACGCCUUCCAAAACAUCCAGAGGAUGCUGGACCGCUUCCUGGAUUAACAGAUCACCCACAUGA